This is a messenger RNA of Homo sapiens (human), 1319 nucleotides long. It is a transcript of the gene ANO4, whose product is annotated as anoctamin 4. Lineage: Eukaryota; Metazoa; Chordata; Mammalia; Primates; Hominidae. Gene Ontology annotation, biological process: plasma membrane phospholipid scrambling. Gene Ontology annotation, cellular component: plasma membrane. The record is from RefSeq and is marked validated. Gene Ontology annotation, molecular function: phospholipid scramblase activity; protein dimerization activity; chloride channel activity.
UCUCUGUUAUCACAAAUGCAUUUGUCAUAGCGAUAACAUCUGACUUUAUCCCUCGCUUGGUGUAUGCUUAUAAGUAUGGACCUUGUGCAGGCCAAGGAGAAGCUGGGCAAAAGUGCAUGGUUGGCUAUGUGAAUGCCAGCUUGUCUGUAUUUCGAAUUUCUGACUUUGAGAACCGAUCUGAGCCUGAAUCUGAUGGCAGUGAGUUCUCGGGGACUCCUCUUAAGUACUGCAGAUACCGGGACUACCGUGACCCGCCUCAUUCACUGGUGCCCUAUGGCUACACACUGCAGUUUUGGCAUGUCCUAGCUGCUCGAUUAGCUUUUAUCAUUGUCUUUGAGCACCUCGUGUUUUGUAUAAAGCACCUCAUUUCAUAUCUGAUCCCAGACCUCCCAAAAGACCUAAGGGAUCGAAUGAGAAGAGAGAAGUACUUGAUUCAGGAGAUGAUGUAUGAAGCAGAACUGGAACGUCUCCAGAAGGAACGAAAGGAGAGGAAGAAGAAUGGAAAAGCACACCACAACGAGUGGCCGUGACCAUGUAGAAAAUAGUCCCUUUCCAGGCCAAGGACCUGAAUUCUGUUUACUUCUUCUGGCUGUGCAAAAGCACACUCAAGUGAAUGACUAAAAAUGCAACCACAGUGCAUGUUGCAGAUACCGGCGGCCGCAGGAGGGGCAGCAUCCAGUAGAGGACUGGCGUUGGAGUCACACUGCUGUGAAAUCACGUUGCAGUCCAGCGCACAAUUGCUAUCUAUCCAUAGACCAUUCUUGACCAAGCAAGCAUGCACAUUAUGGGCAGUUACAUUCUCAAGUUUUUAAAAUCAAGGGGAACUUGUAUACUGGGCCUGUUUUUCAGCCUGUUUGCUACCUUUUUUGCAUUCUAUCCCAUGUGAAUUUUACAGACACUGGGCUAAAAAGGGUAUUCAGACACAUGGACACACAUUCCUAGAAUGUCAUCAUAUGGUCCUAAUUCCAUGUCACCAACAACACAGACAAGACCCUGUUUACAACUUUUUCUUUCCUUUUUUUUAAUUUUAGACCUUUCUGAGAAGAUUAUUAUAUAUGACAUAUCUAUAGCUAUGUGUAUGGCCAUAGAUGUAUUUCUGUGUGUACAUAUGUAUAGUCAUGUAUUCCUGCAUAUGUACAUACAAAUACAGAGAUAUAUAAAGUACAUAGAAAUUCCUUACUUGUAAAUAGCCAAAAAGUACUGACAUGAGUGAAUUUUCACAUUUAAAUAGUCAUCAAUAUGAAGCCAUGAUUAAUGCUUGUAUAAUGUGAUGCAAUAAAAUUUAAAAUAAAUUUCUGCACAUGGAAUAUUUUCAGCUG